AUGAUCCCGACACUCUGCAGGAUGCUGAAUCGGUCAGUGAACAAUUUUCUGAUGACCGGGCCAAAGGCUUACCUCGUCUACUCCAGCAGCGUGGCAGCUGGUGCCCAGAGUGGUAUUGAAGAGUGUAAAUACCAGUUUGCUUGGGACCGCUGGAACUGCCCUGAGAGAGCUUUGCAGCUGUCCAGCCAUGGUGGACUUCGUAGUGCUAACCGGGAGACCGCGUUUGUACACGCCAUCAGCUCUGCUGGAGUUAUGUAUACCCUGACUAGAAACUGCAGCCUUGGAGAUUUUGACAACUGUGGGUGUGAUGACUCCCGAAAUGGACAACUGGGAGGCCAAGGCUGGCUCUGGGGAGGCUGCAGCGACAAUGUGGGCUUCGGAGAGGCAAUUUCCAAGCAGUUCGUGGAUGCCCUGGAGACAGGACAGGAUGCCAGAGCAGCCAUGAAUCUGCACAACAAUGAGGCUGGCCGCAAGGCGGUCAAGGGCACCAUGAAACGCACGUGCAAGUGCCACGGCGUGUCUGGCAGCUGCACGACCCAGACUUGCUGGUUGCAGCUGCCCGAGUUCCGGGAGGUGGGCGCGCACCUGAAAGAGAAGUAUCACGUGGCGCUCAAGGUGGACCUGCUGCAGGGCGCGGGCAACAGCGCGGCGGGCCGCGGCGCCAUCGCCGACACCUUCCGCUCCAUCUCCACGCGCGAGCUGGUGCACCUGGAGGACUCCCCAGACUACUGCCUGGAGAACAAGACCCUGGGGCUGCUAGGCACCGAGGGCCGAGAGUGCCUGCGGCGCGGCCGAGCCCUGGGCCGCUGGGAGCGCCGCAGCUGCCGCCGGCUGUGCGGGGACUGCGGGCUGGCAGUGGAGGAGCGCCGCACCGAGACAGUGUCCAGCUGCAACUGCAAGUUUCACUGGUGCUGCGCGGUCCGCUGCGAGCAGUGCCGCCGGCGGGUCACCAAGUACUUCUGCAGCCGCGCCGAGCGGCCGCCGAGAGGCGCUGCGCACAAACCUGGGAAGAAACCCUAAGGGUC
Molecule: messenger RNA, 1025 nt
Organism: Peromyscus californicus insignis
Lineage: Eukaryota; Metazoa; Chordata; Mammalia; Rodentia; Cricetidae
Gene: Wnt8b
Product: Wnt family member 8B
Exons: 6
Coding region: 1-1020 (339 amino acids)
Biological process (GO): multicellular organism development; canonical Wnt signaling pathway; neuron differentiation
Cellular component (GO): extracellular region
Molecular function (GO): frizzled binding; cytokine activity
Source: RefSeq, a predicted model, not a curated record